AUGCAGAAUUGUUUGAUAUUUCGAACGGCUAUUGCCGUAUGUCUUAUUGCUUUAAGUUUUGCUACAUUAACAAAAGAUUACGAUAUAUCUGAUGGACUCUUAGAAACUCUUUUUAAAAAUUGGCUUGAUCAUAACGAUCGUGACUAUGGUUCAUUUGUUGAGUAUCAACAACGAAUGAGAAUUUUCAAAGAAAAUUAUAUUAGAAUUCAAAAAUUAAAUGAAGUUUUCGGACAUGAUAUGACAUUUGAAUUGAAUAAAUUUGCUGACCUAUCAGAAGAUGAAUUUCGAAAUACGAUUUUAAUGCGUCCUCAAGCACCACCUAUACAUUCUCGAUCAAGAUAUAUGAAAAUUCCAACUGUUGGAGAUCUACCUGAUUCAUUCGAUUGGCGAGAUCAUAAUGCUGUUACACCAGUAAAAGAUCAAGGAUCGGUGGGUACAUGUUGGGCUUUUUCAACUGUUCAAAAUGUCGAAGGUCAAUGGUCUCUAAAAAGUAAAACAUUAACAAAUUUAUCUGUUGAACAAAUAGUCGAUUGUGAUGGCAUGCAAAAAACUGAUUCAGGACAAGCUGAUUGUGGUGUUUACGGUGGUUGGCCAUUUCUUAGUUUUCAAUAUUUAAUGAAACAAGGUGGUAUUGAAUCUGAAUCAACAUAUUCAUAUUGUGCUGGAUUAAAAAACCCAUGUGAACCUUGUAAUGCUCCAGGCUAUAAUAAAACUUUAUGUGGUCCUCCAAUUCCAUUUUGUUAUAUAAAAGAUAGUUGUGAAAGUAAACUUGAUUCAACAAAAUUUGUAUCAGGUCUUAAAGUUAUCGAUUGGAAAGCAAUUGAUGAAGAUGAAACAAAUAUUUCAGCUGCUUUAAUGAAUACUGGUCCAUUAUCUGUUGCACUCAAUGCUGAAAUGCUACAAUUUUAUCAUAAAGGAAUUUUCAAUCCAGUUUUUUGUAAUCCAAAAAAUCUUGAUCAUGCUGUACUUAUGGUUGGUUGGGGAAAAGAAGGGUCAAAACCUUAUUGGAUUGUGAAAAAUAGUUGGGGUGCUAGUUGGGGUGAACAUGGUUAUUUUCGUAUUUUACGUGGUAAAGGUACAUGUGGUAUUAAUACUCAAGUGACAACUGCUAUACUCGGUUAA
Messenger RNA from Rotaria sp. Silwood1, 1122 nucleotides. NCBI's taxonomy places the organism in Eukaryota, Metazoa, Rotifera, Eurotatoria, Philodinida, Philodinidae. The record is from the annotation of a GenBank genome assembly.